This is a messenger RNA of Mobula hypostoma (lesser devil ray), 963 nucleotides long. RefSeq names its product immunoglobulin lambda-1 light chain-like. The record is from RefSeq and is a predicted model, not a curated record. The transcript has 3 exons. Bases 53 to 775 code for a protein of 240 amino acids. NCBI's taxonomy places the organism in Eukaryota, Metazoa, Chordata, Chondrichthyes, Myliobatiformes, Myliobatidae.
GUUAUAUUCUGGCUGCAAACCGUGCACUUUACAGAACGCUUCCGAAUUCACGAUGUCCAGGAGGCUGGGUGUUAUCUUGAUAAUUUGCGUAGCCUAUUCAAAUGCAGAGUUCACAUUAAGUCAAGAGGGAUCUCUGUCCGUUCAGCCGAGAGGAACUGCGAAGAUCGGUUGUAGAGUGUCAGGGGCCACCUUGGGAAAUUCUGAUAUAGCAUGGUUUCAGCAGAAACCUGAUGGUACUCCCCGAUUUCUCCUCUAUCAUGAUCUUAACCGGGACGUAAAGGGUACUGGCAUUCCCGAUAGAUUCUCUGGAAGGUCUCAGUCUUCGAGCAACGCCGCAUUUUUAACUAUUACCAAUGUUCAAUCGGAGGAUGACGCCGAUUACUACUGUGGUUGGUGGCAGUCAAACGCGUUGCACUUCGGCGGAGGCACCAAGCUGGCUGUAACAGGUGGAAAAUUGACCCGUCCUUCGAUUGCUCUUCUUCCACCCGCAUCAAAACAGAUCACUGAAGGACGGAUGGCGACUCUGGUGUGUCUGGUGAAUAAUUUUUCCCCUAGAUUGGUGGAGGUUUCCUGGGAAAUGGACGGCAAUGCCGUGAAGGCUGGUGUCCAGACGACCCGAACCGUCCGGAAUAGCGACCAGACCUACAGCCUGAGCAGUUACCUCACCCUGACGGCCUCCGAGUGGAACUCACACGAAGUGUACACUUGCGGGGUUACACACCAGUCUCUCGGGUCUCCACUAAAGCGAAGCAUCCAGAAGUCGGGCUGUGCGUAAGAGAGAGCCGGCAGGCUGGGUGCGCGAUGUUACUUAUGGUCGGGGACAGCAACGUUUCACGAUUGCUUCAUUUCUACUGGCGAGCAGCUUUCGAAAAGUAGAACUUCAACAAUAUUUACUUUAUAAGAAAAUAAUCACUUUGUAAUUGAGUGCUAGUAUCAUUUGUUUAAAUAAAAUAAAAUAUUAUU